AUGGUUGGCCUCCCAGCCAGAGGCAAGAGUCUCAUUGCUGGAAAAGCGAUGCGAUAUCUUGCCUGGGUUGGCAUCCCCGCUCGGGUAUUCAACGUCGGCAGCUACCGUCGUGCAGGCACGCCACAGCCCAAUGCGAACUUCUUCGACCCUCAUAAUACCGAAGGCGAAAAAAUGAGACGCGCCGCCGCCGAAGCUGCGGUGUCUGAUAUGCUCCAGUGGUUUCAGUCCGGGAAAGGCGUCGUAGCUAUUUUGGAUGCGACCAAUUCCACGAAAGAGCGACGGCGCUGGAUCCAUGAACGCUGCCAGGAGGCAAACGUUGAAACAUUAUACGUCGAGUCAAUAUGUGAUGAUGAAGACUUGAUCAUGAACAACAUCUUGGAAGUCAAGACAACGUCGCCGGACUACAAGGGGCAGGACCCGGAAGUUGCUGCUCUCGAUUUCCGUAACCGCAUUCGCAACUACGAGAAGGUCUAUGAGACCAUUGAUGAUAACGAGAAGCACUUCACCUACGUCAAACUCAUCAAUGUCGGGUCUACCGUCAUCAUAAAUCAGAUUAAGGAUUACCUUUCCAGUCGGCUGGUCUACUACAUCCAGAACCUUCACAUCAAACCUCGCUCGAUCUGGUUAUCUCGACACGGCGAGUCAGAAUAUAAUCUAACGGGGAAAAUUGGCGGCGACUCCAACAUUUCAGAGCGAGGAGAGGCAUACGCCCGAGCGCUGCCCGGGUUAUUAAAGAAGUCUGGGGUUCCACCCAACACCAAGAUCGUUAUUUGGACGUCAACUCUGAAACGUACGAUUCAAACGGCUCGUCAUCUCGCCGCGGAGACGGGCUUCGAGAAGCUAGAGUGGAAGGCGCUGGAUGAACUCGACUCCGGAGUCUGCGACGGACUCACGUACGAGCAGAUUGCGGAAAAGUACCCGGAAGACUUUGCUGCGCGCGACGAAGACAAGUACAACUACCGCUACCGGGGUGGCGAGUCAUACCGCGAUGUAGUCAUCCGGCUAGAGCCAAUUAUCAUGGAGCUGGAGCGUAGCGAGAACGUCAUCAUUGUCACGCACCAGGCCGUUCUCCGCUGCAUCUAUGCCUACUUCCUCAACACGCCGCAGGAGCAAAGUCCCUGGAUGGAGGUGCCGCUCCAUACGCUCAUCAAGCUCACGCCGCGCGCAUAUGGCACCGACGAGCAGCGCUUCAAGGCGGACAUCCCCGCUGUUUCGACAUGGCGGGCGAAGGGCACAUACUCCGUGUUGGCGUAUGGGGAUCGCGUCCUGGCGGGGCUGAAUAAUGGGAGUUUGAGGAUAUAUCGGGUGAAUGAGGAGGAGGAGGAAGAAGAUGGAGGAGGAGGGGGAGAAGGGGAGGUGCGGCAGCAGCAGGAUGGUGAUGGGAAGGGGAAGGGGAAGAAAGAUACUACCGAGCAACAACAACAACAACCACAUGGAAACGGCAACGGCAACGGCAAUGCAGAGACGGGGAUAAUCGCGAACGGGACUACGAACGGGAACCGGGAACAACAACAACAGCAUAGCAAGAAGCCCACGGAGCUACUCCGCGAAGUGGAAAAGUUCUCGAGGUACAAGAUCGAGCAGUUGGCGUUGAUUAAGGAGGCCAAGGUGCUUGUUUCUCUGUCCGGGGGAUAUGUGUCGUUGCAUGAUCUGGGGACGUAUUCGUUGCAGGAGCAAUUGGGGAAGACGAAGGGGGCGACGACGUUUGCGGUGACGUCGAAUAUCGAGAAUGAUUCCGAAACGGGCGUGCCUGCUAUUGUGUCGAGGGUGGCGGUGGCGGUGAAGAGGAAGAUAAUGGUGUGGGUGUGGAGGGAUAUGGAGAUGGAAGCCGGCGGGCCUAUGGAGAUGACGCUGGUGAGCGGGAUUAAGACGCUGACGUGGGUGUCUGGAACGAGGUUGGUGGCUGGGUUGGGAUCUGGGUUUGUGAUGGUUGAUAUUGAGGGGGAUGGUGGGACGGUGACGGAUUUGACUGGUCCGUCUGGGAUAGGGGGGUUAGGGGGUCAGGAGAGUACGGGGAGACUGGCCGGGGUGGGAGUCGCCAGUAUGAGUUAUAUGGGGCUUGGGGGCAGUGCGCCGAAGCCGUUGGCGACGAGGUUGAAGGAGGGUCAGGUGUUACUGGCCAAGGAUAUCAAUACGCACUUUAUUGAUGUGCAGGGGAAUUCGCUGGGGAGGAGGCAGAUUCCGUGGAGUCAUGCGCCGGCAGAUAUAGGGUAUUCGUAUCCAUUUCUGCUGGCGCUGCAUGAUGCCUCGAAGGGAGUGUUGGAGGUGCGGAAUCCGGAGACGUUGUCACUGUUGCAGUCGGUGCCGUUACCGUCUGCCAGUAUUAUGCAUAUCCCGCAGCCGACAAUUAGUCUGGCGCAUGCUGGGAAGGGCUUCUUGGUGGCGAGUGAUCGGACAAUAUGGCGGAUGGAGGCGCUGAGUUAUGAUACGCAGAUUGACUCGCUGGUCGAGAAGGGGUAUCUGGACGAGGCGAUCAGUCUGGCUAGUAUGCUGGAGGAUGCGCUGCUAAGGGAUAAGCAGGGCCGGCUGCGCCAGAUCAAGCUGGAGAAGGCUGAGGGGCUGUUCAAGAUGCGAAAGUAUACUGAUUCGAUGGAUCUAUUCACGGAGAUAUCUGCGCCCCCGGAGACGGUUAUACGACUGUAUCCGAAGAUUAUCGCGGGGGAGCUGUCGUCGAUUGUCGAGGAGCCGGAGGAGUCCGAAGAUGGGACGACAGAUAGCUUGUCUAAGACGCAAGAGAACAAUAGCCCAACGGAUGCGCCGGCUGCGGAGGAAGCGCCAGCGCCGAAGACACUCUCGCAUGCUCCGUCGGUGAUGUCGCUUCUGCGGACGCGGACAGAUGAUGCCAGCGAUGCGGGCAGUAUCCGGGGCAAGGUCGUCGAGGAGGCCAAGAGUGACAAGGCGCUGGAAGGGGCCGAUCUCAAGCUGGCUGUUCGUGACCUGCAGAGGUAUCUGGCGGACGUGCGGAGGCGGUUCCAGCGCUUCCUGAACCCGGAUGGGACGCUGAAGGUGGUCGAUGCGACGACGGACAGCGCGAACGAUGCGUUGACGGACUCCGUCAUGAAGCUGCUGAGCAUUGAUCCGGAGGGCGAGUAUGAUCUUGGGGAAAAGCUGCGGGAAAAGGCAAGACUCGUGGACACGACUCUUUUCCGGGCGUACAUGUACGCUAUUCCAGCACUGGCAGGGUCAUUAUUCCGCAUUGCCAAUUUCUGCGACCCAGAUGUAGUCAUGGAGAAGCUGGAGGAGACAGGACGUCACAACGAUUUGAUUGACUUUCUUUACGGAAAGAAGCUGCAUCGGCAGGCGUUGGAGCUACUCCAGAAGUUUGGACAAGCCGACGAGGAAGAAGAGACAGCGCCGCAGCUGCACGGACCGAAGCGAACAGUCAAUUAUCUGCAAAAUCUGUCUCCAGACCAUAUUGAUUUGAUCCUCGAGUUCGCUGAGUGGCCGGUACGACAGGACCCUGAGCUGGGCAUGGAGAUUUUCCUGGCAGAUACGGAGAACGCGGAGACGCUACCGAGAGACCGCGUGCUAGACUUCCUGCAAGGCAUUGAUGUCAAUCUGGCUGUCCGAUACCUGGAGCAUAUCAUUGGGGAACUGAAUGAUAUGACACCAGAUUUGCAUCAGAAACUGCUCGUCCUUUACUUGGAACGACUGAAAAAGCAUCAAGCGAAAGAAUGGGAGUUUUCGAGUCUGGAUGACUAUGUUAAUUGGCAGAGCAAGUUCUUGAAUAUGCUCAAGUCCAGCUCCCAGUAUUCUCCGGCUAAGAUUCUAGAUCGUUUGGACCGGGAUGAUCCCGAGUUCUUCGAGGCACGAGCGAUUGUCUUCAGCAAGAUGGGACAACACCGGCAGGCACUGGAAAUCUACGUGUUCAAGUUGGAGGACUACGUCAAGGCUGAAGAAUACUGUAAUCAUCUCCAUAAAGUGGAAGAUACAACUGCUGCGGAUGGAGCAGCUUCGCGCUGUGUAUCUCUACUGCCGUAUGAGGAUGACAAACCACCGAUUUAUUUGACUCUAUUGUCUCUAUAUCUAUCGCCGCCGCAUGGCUACAAGCCACGGUACGGGCCCGCGCUUGAGGUGCUGGCCAAACAUGGAUCCCGGCUGCCACCUAAUUCUGCUCUGGAUCUGAUCCCGGAAUCGCUCCCGGUCAAAGAGCUCGAGUUUUAUUUCAAGGGCCGUAUGCGGGCCGCCAACACAAUCCUUAACGAGAGCCGGAUCGUGGCCAACCUGCAAAAGGCCGAAGACAUCAAGACGCAGGCGCAAUUGUUGGUAGGAGAGGGGACGGACGGGCGAUCGACGCGCUCGCGACAUGUCACCAUUACCGAAGAACGGGUCUGCGGCAUCUGCCACAAGCGGAUCGGAGGCAGUGUGAUUAAUGUGUUUCCGGAAGGUUUCUUUUUUGUGCUUUCCGUGGUUUCUUCUUUCUCGCUUUGUUUGAUCUUCCGCAUUUCCUGGCCAUGUCUUGUUCAACGAAAGCAUACCGGAGUGGCGGACAUUUCCUACACGAUGAUACCCUGGGAUAGCGCCGUCUCACUUCCAGAUGUGGCCGAAUCAAGCAUCCUCUUCCACAACCUCCUCUCCGUAGUUUUCCUCCUCCUUGGCUUCCUUUUCCGAGACCUUUUGACCCUGUGCCUCGGCAGCCUUCUUGUCCUCUUCCAUGCGCUCGGUCAGGAACACGUUGAUGUCGUUCUCCAUCUAUUCGCUCACAUCAUGUUGCGCUCGCCGGUGUCGCCCGAGCGAUCCUCGUCUCGCUCACCUCUUCCUCCUCCUCAUCCUCCUCCUCAUCCACUUUCACAGCCCCCUCGCCGCUCCUUCGACGACUUCUCCUACGCCCGCCCUGCUUCCUCAGGCAGUGAUGCCUCGUCGAUUACUUCCAAUGUGACCACCAUCUCGCCGCGUCACUCUGCCCUCAAUCCCGGUGCCGUGUCGGUGACCUCCUCUCCUCGUCCUCCACGUACCUCAUCCAUCACCGCCAACACCACCGCUCCUCCUCCUCCCAUUUCGACCGCCACCACAAAUACUACCUCCUCUUCUUCUUCUACCAUUCGAUCCCCCGUUUCCUUCAUGCCUCAUGGUGAGAUCCUGAGCAGGAAACCGUCGGGUCGUGGUGGCCCGCCGGAACUGCAGAGACGCUCUCGUCACCACUCGCAGGGCUUCUUCGAGCCAUCCCUCCCCACCGCAUCCUCCUCCGAGGCUACCAUCUCCGCUUCCAGAAUCGCAGCCCAGGCGGCCAUGCUCCAGCAACAGCAGACCGCUCCUCAGAAUCCUCCUAAGCGUCCUCCGCCAGUGCGGGGUGUGUCAGAAGACGGUUCCCGGUCCCGACGAGGUGGGAGCGCUUCCCCUCCGCCCCCGCCGCCCCCAGCGCCGUUGUUUGCGCCCCCAACAAGCGCAGGAAGUGCAUCUGGGGCAUCAUAUCAGAGUGGGUCGACGAAUGGGAAUACACAUGCCGCAACGACGGCGGCAAAUGUGGUGUUUCCCCGGAAUCCCGCGCUGCAGCCGCCCGGCCUGGAGCCGCCCGUAGAGCGGGAGCACAAGCACAAGGGCGAGAAAUCGAAGAUGAAGCUAUUCUCGAAACCGAAGCAUAUUGGGAUAAGUCGGGAUAAGGACGGGAUCAGUAAGGACCGGGGCCUGCCGUCGCCGAGUAAGAUGGGGUUUCCGAGCGGAGGAUUAUCGCGGAUCGUGAGUGCGUCGACGACGAGCUUGGCUGAUACGUUUCCCUCGAAUAAUUCGUCACUCUACAACUUGUCGAACGCGUCGGCAAGUACGGUGGUUCCGGCCGAUAAGCCGGUGGGGAGUGAGAAGGAGAAAGAGAAGGAUAAGGAUAAGCACAAGCAUCACUUCUUGUCGCGGCAGAAGUUGAAGCUGAAAGACCGAGAUGAUCAUUACAACCUGCCGCUAUCGUCGGCGUCGAGUAACUCGAAACCUUCGGAUCCGAAUGCCCCUCAGUCGCUGUAUUCUUUUACCCCGGCUUCGCCUGGUGCGGUCACGACUACGUUUGGGAAAAGCGUGAGCGGCUUGGACCUGCUCCACGGGUUACGAGAUAAGAAGAAGGAAGAGAAAGCAUUAGAGUCGGAACAGCUGGACUGGGUGGCCAACUCGUCGGGACCUGCGCCGGGGACGUUUGCAGGCCCGUCGUCGCUGGGCAGCUCCACGGGGGUUCUGGCAGAGGCUGCGCUUCGAGAGACCCUCCAGGGUUUUGGACUGAAUAACAUGACGCCGGAAGAUGCGUGGGACUUUCUCAAGGCCAAGCUUAUGGUUAUUUUUGACGGAGAGGAUGUUCGCAUCGCCAUCGAGGAUCUGAACAAACUGGUUCUCAUCCAUAUUCAGCGGUGCGUCCAGAAACGCAUGCCCACCGCCGUGGUAGACGACUUGCGCGAGCUAUUAGAGACAGGGUGUGCAUCUUUGAACCAUACGCUGAACGGCAUUCCUGAUGAGAAGCUGGUCCCUCAUCUGGUACAAGUCUGGAUGCUCUUCAAGGGAUGCGGAUCCGUGAUGAACCGCCGAGAAGCCAGUGAGUUCUGGUCAUCCACAUUCAAUGGCGAGUACCCCGGCUGCGAGCUGGACGUGCGCAAUCUCGUUCUAAUUGCCUUCCGCGACAUGGUCAUCCUCUACCGGUAUGACGUGCUAAAGGCAACCUUCUCCCGCCUGAGCUUAGACAGCAUCAAGCUCGGCACGGCAGCGCUGAGUGUCACGACCAAGAGCAGCAGCAACAGCGCACGGCCAACGACAUCGGCCUCGCUGGACGGCGGGUUCGGCAGCUACAGCUCGCAGUCGUCGACGCUCCUCAACGCCGCGAACAGCUACUCGUCUGACUCACUAGACUGCAACCGCAGCCGGGCGGCGUCCAACACGUCCAACCCGGACCAGCUGAUCUUCCAGUCAUUCUCGUCACCGACGCAACGGCCCAGUAUCAUCCACCGGUCGUCGCACACAGACACGUCACACAUCAUCACCGAGACGGUGGGACGGAUGCUCCAGUGCGUCAGCGUGUUGGCCAGCGUGCAAACCGGCGAUCGAGCACAAGAGCAGAUCGAGCUCCUGAGCAAGGAGCUGAAGCAUAACUGGCUCGGCCGCGGACGCACGGGACGAGACCGGCGUGGGUUCGUAGGGACGAAGAUCCGGCCGGCGAUAGUAGCCCGCACAGACAGUGAUGAUUAUAUGAGGGAUGGGAUGGAGGAUUACGGGCGUCGGGAAUUAAGUGUGUUGUGA
Aspergillus piperis CBS 112811 is the source of this 7206-nucleotide messenger RNA. RefSeq names its product HbrB-domain-containing protein. Gene Ontology annotation, cellular component: cytoplasm; fungal-type vacuole membrane. Gene Ontology annotation, biological process: autophagy; fructose 2,6-bisphosphate metabolic process; intracellular protein transport. Gene Ontology annotation, molecular function: ATP binding; 6-phosphofructo-2-kinase activity. The transcript has 12 exons. The coding region runs from base 1 to 7206 and encodes 2401 amino acids. The record is from RefSeq and is a predicted model, not a curated record. Lineage: Eukaryota; Fungi; Ascomycota; Eurotiomycetes; Eurotiales; Aspergillaceae.